This is a messenger RNA of Mustela erminea (ermine), 1509 nucleotides long. It is a transcript of the gene ZNF696, whose product is annotated as zinc finger protein 696. Gene Ontology annotation, molecular function: RNA polymerase II cis-regulatory region sequence-specific DNA binding; DNA-binding transcription factor activity, RNA polymerase II-specific. The record is from RefSeq and is a predicted model, not a curated record. NCBI's taxonomy places the organism in Eukaryota, Metazoa, Chordata, Mammalia, Carnivora, Mustelidae. The transcript is spliced from 3 exons. The coding region runs from base 67 to 1314 and encodes 415 amino acids. Gene Ontology annotation, biological process: regulation of transcription by RNA polymerase II.
GGCGGGGUCCGGCGGCGGGCCGCACCCGAGCGGGGACCUGGGGCGCGGGCGCGGACACGUGCGCUUAUGCGGGGCGCUCGCUUCGGAAGAGCUGCAGGCAGGGAUUCCCACUCCUGGUGCUUCUGCAAGGCACGGCAAGGAGAGCCCCCAGACUUGGGUCUCCAGAACGCCACGGACAGGGCUACCCUGAUGGACACACACACAGCUUCCCUGGCACAGGUGACGGGUGGUAGCCAGGCUUCCUGCCGGGCUCCUUCAGUGGCCGAGCAAGGGGCUCAGAGUGCCAAGCCAACGCCAACGCAGGAGGCUUUGGAAGAAGAAGAGCCUUGCCAGGGAGAGAGAGUGCUGGGCCCAUUACAGGGGCCUCCCUGGGCCCUGGGGCUUCUGGACGGCUGUGGGAAUGAGGAGGCCGGAGACAGGCCCAGAGAUUCCCUGAAGAUACCAGUUGUUUCUGCGAAACCUGGAGGGCAGAGCGGUCUGGAUGGCAGAGUGUCCCCGUCAGAGGCCUCCCCAAACGCUCGCUCUGCCUCAAACAGGAGGGGCCCCCACAAAGGGCGGCCUUAUCAGUGUGGCACCUGUGACCGGAGCUUCAAAUGCUAUUCGGACGUGGUGAAGCACCAGAGCAUUCACUCCGGGGAGAAGCCGUACGCGUGCAGCGACUGCGGGAAGGCCUUCAUCCACAGCUCGCACGUGGUCCGGCACCAGCGCACCCACCACGGGGAGAAGCCCUACGUCUGCAAGGAGUGCGGGAGAGCCUUCAGCCAGAGCUUCAACCUUGUCCGGCACCAGCGAACUCACACGGGAGAGAAGCCGUACGGAUGUGCUGAGUGCGGCAAGUCCUUUGGUCAGCGGUCAGACGCCGCCAAGCACCAGAGGACACACACGGGCGAGAGGCCGUAUGCAUGCAGCGAGUGCGGGAAGGCCUUCCUGCAUAGCUCCAAUGUGGCCCGGCACCAGCGCACCCACCAUGGGGAGAGCCCCUACGAAUGUCAAGAGUGCGGCCAGGCCUUCAGCCAGAGCUCCAACCUCCUGCAGCACCGGCGAGUGCACACGGGUGAGAAGCCCUACGCCUGCCCCGAGUGCGGACGCGCCUUCAGCCGGAGCUCCUUCCUCAGCGAGCAUCGGCGCAUCCACACCGGAGAGAAGCCAUACGCCUGCGGGGAGUGUGGCCGCGCCUUCAGAGCCCUGUCGGGCUUCUUCCGGCACCGGCGGGUCCACACGGGGGAGAAGCCUUUCUACUGCACCAAGUGCGGCCGCGCCUUCCGCCUGAGCUCACACCUGAUCCAGCACCAGCGCGUCCACGGCACAGACUGAGCCUGCAAACGGGCCGGGAUGCGGUGGGUGCAGCACCCGUGAAACUGGCUGCGCCUGGAGGGCUGUGUCCUUCCUCCCACCUGCAUGAGGAGGACGAGCGAGCAGCCUGGCACUUCAAGUUCUCGCCCAUGGGGAAGCCCCUAGUGCGCCUGCUGCUCCCCGGCUGGCGGUCAGAGGAGAAAGAGUCCAAGGAAG